UGCACGUCAGUUGUAUGCUGUCGUGUUUCUCCGUUACAGAAAGCACAGGUGACAAGCUUAGUGAGAAAAGGCGCAAAAAAGAUUACUCUUAGUAUUGGUGAUGGUGCCAACGAUGUAAGCAUGAUUCAAGCAGCUCAUGUUGGUAUAGGAAUAAGUGGGAUGGAGGGAAUGCAAGCUGUGAUGGCUAGUGAUUUUGCCAUCGCUCAGUUCAGAUUUCUUACUGAUUUGCUUCUUGUCCAUGGACGGUGGUCAUAUCUUAGAAUCUGCAAGGUGGUCAUGUAUUUCUUCUACAAGAAUCUUACCUUCACUUUGACUCAGUUUUGGUUUACAUUUCGAACUGGAUUUUCUGGUCAAAGGUUCUACGAUGAUUGGUUCCAGUCAUUGUAUAACGUUUUUUUCACUGCUCUUCCUGUCAUUGUCCUUGGGCUGUUUGAGAAGGAUGUGAGUGCGUCCCUUUCGAAGAGAUACCCAGAACUGUAUAGGGAGGGAAUACGUAACUCAUUUUUCAAAUGGAGAGUCGUAGCAGUAUGGGCUACUUCUGCUGUGUAUCAGUCUCUCGUCUGCUAUCUCUUCGUGACCACCUCUUCUUUUGGCGCUAUAAAUUCAUCAGGCAAAAUAUUUGGUCUCUGGGAUGUUAGCACAUUGGUUUUCACAUGUCUGGUGAUUGCUGUGAACGUGCGCAUUCUUUUGAUGAGCAAUUCCAUUACAAGAUGGCAUUAUAUCACAGUUGGUGGGAGCAUUCUUGCGUGGCUUGUUUUUGCUUUCGUAUACUGUGGGAUUACGACAUCACGUGAUAGAAAUGAAAAUGUCUACUUUGUCAUAUAUGUCCUGAUGAGUACAUUCUAUUUCUACUUCACAUUGCUGCUUGUUCCCGCUGUCUCCCUUCUAGGAGAUUUCAUCUACCAAGGGGUUGAGAGAUGGUUCUUCCCGUAUGAUUAUCAGAUCGUUCAAGAAAUUCAUAGGCACGAGUCCGAUGCAACCAAAGCGGAUCACCUGGAGAUAGAGAACGAGCUCACACCUCAAGAAGCGAGAAGCUAUGCGAUAUCCCAAUUGCCACGGGAGCUCUCAAAGCACACUGGGUUUGCAUUUGAUUCACCAGGUUAUGAAUCUUUCUUUGCGUCCCAGUUAGGUGUAUACGCGCCACAGAAGGCGUGGGAUGUGGCAAGGAGAGCCAGUAUGAGGUCACGGCCUAAAGUACCAAAGAAGUAGAACUGAUAUAUAUACAUUAUUGCUGAUUGGGGAGUUUGUUUUUGUUAGGCCUUAGUUUUUUAAAUAUACAGUAGGUAGAAAUGAACCUCUUAAGGUGUUUUACUAA
Molecule: messenger RNA, 1315 nt
Organism: Brassica oleracea var. oleracea
Lineage: Eukaryota; Viridiplantae; Streptophyta; Magnoliopsida; Brassicales; Brassicaceae
Product: phospholipid-transporting ATPase 3-like
Exons: 6
Coding region: 121-1209 (362 amino acids)
Biological process (GO): phospholipid translocation
Cellular component (GO): plasma membrane
Molecular function (GO): ATPase-coupled intramembrane lipid carrier activity
Source: RefSeq, a predicted model, not a curated record